Molecule: messenger RNA, 3615 nt
Organism: Aphanomyces astaci
Lineage: Eukaryota; Oomycota; Saprolegniomycetes; Saprolegniales; Verrucalvaceae
Product: serine/threonine protein kinase
Exons: 13
Coding region: 1-3615 (1204 amino acids)
Biological process (GO): protein phosphorylation
Molecular function (GO): protein binding; calcium ion binding; ATP binding
Source: RefSeq, a predicted model, not a curated record
AUGAUGCAUUGUUAUUGUUUGAUCAUGCUCUGCCAUUCCCAUUCUGCAAUCGAAAACAUGGCCAAAGUGAACGAUGAACUCGUCAAAGCCAUCACCGAAGGCGACCUCCUCCAAGUCCUCCUCUCUGAACUCUCGGGCGAAUGCAACAUGAACAGCCUCUACGUCUUCAAGGACAAGAAAGGCUACGACUGGAAGGCCACGCCGUUGAUCGCCGCGGCGGCGCUGGGCCACACGGAACUGGUCCAAGGCUUCAUCGAUCGCGCCGAUAUUGACGUGGAUGGGGUUGAUGAGAAUGAAAACUCGGCGUUCAUUGUCGCAGCUGAAAGAGGCCAGGUAGCUGUCGUGCGCCAGCUACUCGCGUCCAACAAGGUUGACAUCAACUUUCGAGGCGAAUACAAGGAAACUGCGCUGUACAAGGCGGCAGAAAAGGGCCAAGUAGCCGUGGUCCGCCAACUGCUCGAGCAUCCAGACAUCAACGUCAACUUGCCCAACGAUAGCAAUGUGACACCGUUGGUGGCUGCGGCCGAAAGCGGCCACGUUGUCACGACCAAGCUGUUUCUGGAACGCAUAGAAGUCGACGAUGCGAUUCGCCACCCCGCGCUCCUUGCAGCGUGUGUGGCAGGUAAAGACAAGGUCGUGGCGAUGCUCUUGGCGCGAACGGAUAUGGACGUGAACGUCAUGGACAAGUAUGGCGACACGCCUCUGAUGGCAGCAGCGGAAGACGGCAGCGUCGCCAACGUCACUUUGCUCUUGGCCAAUCCAGCGACCCUGGUCAACGCCCAAGGCUCGCGCAACCAAACAGCGCUGGGUAAAGCGGCCCAAUACGGCAACAUCGGCGUGAUCCAGCUGUUGCUUGACCACGGAGCCGACCCGUCGAUCCUAGACAAGGACGGCGACACUUGCUUGGAAUUGGCGCUAAAAGAAGACCAGUACGAAGCCGCCGUCGUGCUGCUAGCCAGUGGCAUGCCAGUCCACCAUAUUCACUUCAAAGACAAGUUAGUGUUGGAAUGGGUGGCACCGUAUCUAACCCAUGACGUGGCAAUCCGGCUGUUGCAAUUGGAUUUCCCCGUCGAACGAACCGCCAACGGCAACAUCGCGGCGCGUGACAGCCAUUCGUUUUCGUGGUCAACGUUCCUCGACUCCCAUGUGCCCGUGGACACCUCUGUCCGGGUGGCGGUGGUAGCCACCCUUCUCGGCACUGAAAAAGACGGCGACGACUGGGUCCGGGAGCUCGCGACGGCCAAAGACCAGCACGGACGGGAGGCCCUGCACACAACCGACGCCGCGACCCGCGACCUCCUGAACGGCCUCCGCUUCUUCUGCGGCCGAUAUGAACUCUUCGACGGCCCGCCGAUCCACGUGAGCGCCACGGCGGUAGUUGUGAACGCAUAUGACCACGGAGUGUUCCGCCAAGUGUUUGAGCAGUUUGCCAAUGAUUGUGGCGAGCUGGACAAGAAGGGGUUCCAGGCGUGCGGGAGGCUGCUGGGCCAACAACCCACCGAUGUGAAAAAGAAAGUGGACGCGGCCGUGGAGUUUGACUUGUGGGACAAGGACAAGAGCGGGUACUUAUCUGCUAGCGAGUACAUUCGAUAUUGCGACCAAACGUACGGCGGCAAGCUCAAAGUCGCCAUGAAGUUUAUGCGAAAUGCCGACGAACAUGCGCGCGAAGUGGACACGCGAGCCGAUCUCGACAUUCACUUCGUGUUGGGGUUGCUGCCAACUUUGCCCCAGGCCACAUUUCACGCGAACGUGGCCAGCUUGACUUUGCACGGACGAGGGGUGGCCAUGGCAAACUACCCCCACGUCCUAGUGAUGCCAGCGGCGGACCGGAGCUUGGAGGAUGUGUUCUUGAAGGAACGUCCGAAUGACAAUCAGAUUCGCAGCAUGUUGCAUCAAGUCGCGGAAGCGCUGGCGCAUCUGCAUGAUCACGGCGUUGUUCAUGGAGAUUUGAAGAAACUUAACGUCUUGCGUGUGAACCAUCGCAUGCGAUUGAUCGAUAUGGACGCUGCGACACCGUUUGGAGCUCCCGUGGGGGCCAAGUUUAGCUCGGGCAGUUUGCCUCCGGAAAUGUUUUACAAGCUCCAGAACGACGACGAGUUUGCUGCCAUUGCAAUCCACUGGCAACGUACAACAACCCCCCACACUCUGGAUGAUGUAUGGGCCAAAGUGCAACCUCGCGACCAGUUCUGCAUCAAGACCUUUCACGAGUCGGCGUCGACAUUGCCGUUCCAGCCCGUGGUGGCAUCUCCAGCGCUGGAUGUAUGGGCGUUCGGGGUACUCAUGUACCAAAUGUACAGCGGGGUGGAACUCGUGCCUACAGACAUCAAUCAGGACGUGGACGACAGCGGCAUCGCGCGGGCGGCCACGUGGACGGACACCGACCUAUCGAAACGACUGCAAAAUAAAGUUUCGAACGCCCUUGCCCGCGAUUUGAUGGCCAAGUUGCUUGUUGUGGACCCCAGCGAUCGCAUCAGCGUCCAUGCAAUGUUAAGCCAUCCGUACUUUGAAGUGAAAUAUGACGACGCGACGGGCGGCCAGCGGCUCCUGGUCGAGAGAUUGGACGCGCUCGCAGUUCAAGUCACGACGGGGUUCCACGUCAUGGCCUCACGGCUCGACGAAGUGGUUGACUUGACCAAAGAAACGCUCAAUGCGGUGGGGGCGGCCAAGCAGGAUCUCAUGCGCGGGAUCUUUGAAGCCACCGAAGUCGCCUUCCCCACGUCGUUUGUGAUUUUGCCGUUCGAUUUGACCUUGCCUCAAUGUAACGACGACGACAACGACCCCGAGGACAUGCUGCGGGAUGUGACAUCGUUCAUUCAAAAGGGCAUCGACAUGGGCCACAAUUUUAUGGCUGCCGUCCACCAAAACAAAGCCAUCUCCCGCGCGCUCCGACUGGUUGGCCCAGGCGAGCCGCUCUUCCUGUACCUUAUCGACGAAGUGCACGGGUUACCAGUUGUGCCAACUUCUCCAGGUUCACACUAUCCCAUUCGCAUUGAAACCAAGUCGGACGAGUACACGCAGUUCAUGUCGGCUGCAAUGCCGUACAUCCAAACGGGGUUCCGCCUACUGAAAGGAGCCAGCACGAUUGCCAGUUUGGUGUCGUGUCUGGGCGUGCUGCCGUCACUCGACCCGAAUGUCCUCGACGAGAUGGGCGAACACAUUGAAAACGCCCAGAAAACGUCGUCUGUGUUUGAUUUUGACGUGCUGCAGACCGCCGUGGAGGACCAAGGCGGCGUGCCCGUCCAGCAUAUCCGCGGCGCCGCGCUUCGCGAACUCGAGCGCUUCUUCAAGAAGAACGACCGCGACAAGGAUUACGCUGGACUGUGUCGCACAUAUGCGUCCAAUGGACAAGCGCUGUGGACGACCAAAGCAACCGUUGCCUCGAUGGAACUCGCUAGACCCACAAGCACAGCGUCGCUGAAAUCGGCGCAAGCCAACCAAACCAGGAAAGCGGGUGGAGGGAAGACAGCCCAGCAAGUGUACAUGGACCUGCUCGCGCUACAUGACUUGGCGCAAGAGGACGCGGUUGUAGAAAGGAUGGUGCCGCCGAUGCUCUUACCGCAGGGGAAGAUGCGAUCGAACGGCGACCGACCGCCCAACUGCUGUGGGAUGAUGUAG